Molecule: messenger RNA, 677 nt
Organism: Cicer arietinum (chickpea)
Lineage: Eukaryota; Viridiplantae; Streptophyta; Magnoliopsida; Fabales; Fabaceae
Source: RefSeq, a predicted model, not a curated record
UGCCCAAUUAAAUUAAAUCAAAUAAAUAAAAUAAUAUAAAGGAGUGGAUGACUCGGAUACGAGAAACGAACAGAAGAAAGAAAGGGUUUUCAUUUUUGAGAAGAUAAACACAAUUUCGAAAGGAGACGGCCGCGUUGGAAUCGUAUCGAAUCAGAGUUUGAGAGCCAUGGCUUUUAACAACGGACUCAGAUCUGCUGCUAAGCUUAUCGCUUCUUCUGAAUCCUCCCUCUCUAAAUCAGUGAGUAGAGGUUUUCAUUCAACUGGCAUGAAGAGGAUGGGUGGACACGGCCACGGUGAUCCAGAAUAUAUGCAUUCAUAUCACAUGUACAACUUGGACAAGAUGAAGCAUCAGGGGUUGAAAAUGUCCCUUGCUGUGUUCACUGCUUUCAGCAUUGGUGUUGCAGUUCCUGUUUAUGCAGUCAUUUUUCAGCAAAAGAAGACAGCUUCUGGCUGAUUCAUCUUCCUUUGCAACAAUAAUAAGGUGGAUUUAGACUAGCAUAUUGGUUUUGGUGGUUGUUGUCGUUUUACUUUGAACUUUGUUCAUGUUUAAUCUUCCAUAUGGAUUUUCCAUAUGUCUCUUGUAAUAAUCAAUUUCUUGUACUGCCAAAUACCUGUGCUUGGACAUUUUCAUGUCUUAAAAAGAUAUAUAGUUGGAAUGUUCUUUUUCAGGUGUUUCA